Aedes albopictus (Asian tiger mosquito) is the source of this 3020-nucleotide messenger RNA. Its product is annotated as pickpocket protein 28-like. NCBI's taxonomy places the organism in Eukaryota, Metazoa, Arthropoda, Insecta, Diptera, Culicidae. Gene Ontology annotation, molecular function: ligand-gated sodium channel activity. The record is from RefSeq and is a predicted model, not a curated record. Gene Ontology annotation, cellular component: plasma membrane. Gene Ontology annotation, biological process: sodium ion transmembrane transport. The transcript has a single exon.
UAAGUAACACGGGAAAUGCUAAAACAAAGAGCAUUUAUGACGCCAUGGCAUUGCGUAUACCUUUCAUCGCUCCAUAAUGUUGACGUUUAACGGAGGUGAAAAUGAAUUCUAAUUUGCAUGCGUACGUUCAUUACAAACCCCGCGACGACCAAAGCGUGCUGAACUGCCAUUUUCAUAACGUUGAAAUUCCCACAGAAGUGCACAGCCAUUCCUUCCCCAACGUUUCUCUGGGAGCUCGUUGAUUUCCUAUUGGGGUUGUAAAUAAAUCAAGAAAAACAACACCCAACCCGCCAGGAUGGAAAUGUACUUUUAAUUGGAAACAAACAUGUUCAUUUGCAUACGGAUGGAGCUGACCUUGUUCCAUAUAGCUAUGCCCGUCCGAUUUACGCCUGCUGAGCUGAGCCGAAAGGGAUUCAUUUCUUUUCCUCCCGGGACGUGUUGCUUCUACAUGCAAUACUGUGGUCCGGUCCGGAAGUUCGUGCUUCACGCCAAUCCCGUGGCGCCCUGGCUACGCAACCUGUUGCAUAUUCAUCGGCCUACGGCGUGGAAUUUGUUAUUCUUGGAUUGCGGAAAACACUGACCGACGAUGACGACGACAUCAGAAACGAUUCGACCGUCGCGAGAAAUGGAGCGCUCGAAAGUUCAGCUGGCGUCCGCCGGAGCCAAGGAGCUGUUUCUGGAAUACUGUAGCAACAGUUCGGUGCACGGAGUUCGAUAUUUCGGAUGCCGGGAACGAUCGCUAUGCGAAAAGUUCUGGUGGGUGGUUGUGUUUGUCCUGUCAGUGGGAAGUUGUGUGAUGUUGAUCCUGAAAACGUACCAAAAGUGGGACCAAACACCGGUGAUUGUGAGUUUUAACGAAAAAUCUACUCCGGUGUGGCAGAUUCCGUUUCCGGCGGUGACCAUUUGUCCGCAGACCAAAGUUAAAAGUGAAAUUUUGAACUUUUCUCGAGAUUUUGGAGAGUUCAUCAACAUGGACUCUGGUGAAGCAGGAGAUUUCAACCGAACAGACUAUCUUUUGACAAUGAUGCAGCUAUGUGAGAGGACGUUUUACACCAUCGUAUUGAGAGAAGCACACUCGCUGCCUAACAAAGCAAGUCACCAAAGUUAUGCCUCGAUUGUCCGCGAAAUGUCUCUUUCAAUGUACCAGAUGAUGGAAUAUUGCAUGAUCCGAAGUGAACUCAAAUUUUGUGAGGACAUGUUUAGCCACACUAUGACCGAAGAGGGUAUCUGCGUGAGUUUUAACCUUUUGUCCGCUGCAGAACUGCUUCGCACCGAUGUUAUUCAGACGGUGGAUCCGUAUUUGUCGGAACAUCAUAAAGCUCCACACUGGACGCUUGAACAAGGAUACUCCUCAGAGGCAACGCUCAGUUCAUACCCCUAUCGAACCCUUGGACCCGGUUACUCCGCAGGCCUUUCACUACUUCUGUUAUCCAGCAACCACGACCUGGACUAUCUCUGCCGUGGACCAGUACAAGCUUUCAAAGUUCUGCUGCACUCUUCCGCCGAGUAUCCACAAGUUUCCCAGAGAUUCGUCCACGUUCCGGUGGAUCAAGAAGUCACCAUCGCCGUAAAACCACAAAUGGUCACAACAACCGAGGGACUUCGCAGCUACACUCCGGAACGCCGCCAGUGCUUCUUCAACAACGAACGGUAUCUGCAGUUCUUCAAAAUCUACACCCAGGACAACUGCGAACUUGAAUGCCUCACAAACUACACUCUUCAGCGCUGCAAUUGUGUCAAAUUCUCCAUGAUGUACGCCAACGACACCCCAGUUUGCGAAACCAAUCAAAUCUAUUGCAUGCUUGAUGCGGAGAACGACCUUCUGGAGAUGGACCUGGUCAGCCAUCAGGACCAGCAGGCGAACUUCCGAGCUCAGUGCAACUGCCUACCGGCGUGCACUUCCAUCCAAUACGACGCGGAAAUCACGCAAACGGACUUCGACUGGCAGAAGUGGAGCCAGGCCAUCGAACUUCCUCUCAAUAGCACCACAGGGUAAAUUGCGUAAAUUCGAUUGAUGAUGAACACGAAGGUGACUCAUUUCCUCUCGCUCGGUUUCAGAAUGCACGUGGCCCGACUGGGAAUCUAUUUCAAGGAGGCGCAAUUCAUGACUUCGAAGAGAAGCGAGCUGUACGGGUUGACCGAUUUCCUGGCCAAUUGCGGAGGGUUGCUGGGGCUGUGCAUGGGUGUUAGUUUGUUGAGUUUGGUGGAGCUGUGUUACUUUUGUACGGUGCGUCCCUUUUCACUGUGGAGGAAGCAGAAACGUGCCGAAGUGGAUGCGAAAAACUUGAAAUAUGACGAAGUGCCGGGAAUAAGUUUGCUGUCGAUGUCGAUGAAAGGAGAUAAGGAGUUACAGUGAUUCGUCAAAUUUAUGUCCAAUUAUGAUGUUUAAUGGUCGACAUUUUGUGAUAUUAUAUAGACAAGUGGAGAUUGUGAUUACAUUCAAAUAAUUUACAGCAGGUUUUAAUAACAAUGCUAGGUGUACUCUUAAACCAUAAUGAUGUUUCUCUUUAUUGUUAUAAUGGAAUAAAACUCUUCAUGAGCAAACAAAUAUACUCACAUACAUAUUUCGUCGUAAGGAACACUAGCACAGACAAACAGAUGUAACACACUGAUUAAACGGUCUAUUGAAAAAUUAGAUUGUUGGCCAACUGUCCAUUCGUAGCGCUCGCAUCGUUUUUGUUCGAGUUUGAUGGUUGCCUACUACCCCCACCUAGUUGAUUUUCUUCUUCUUCUUCUCCUUCUUCUUCUUCUUCUUCUUCUUCUUCUUCUUCUUCUGUAUGGCUCUACGUUCCCACUGGAACUUGGCCUGCCUCGCUCCAACUUAGUGUUCUUUGAGCACUUCCACAGUUAUUAAUUGGAGGGCUUUCUUUGCCUGCCAUUGCAUGAAUUUGUAUAUUGCGAGGCAAGCACAAUGAUACACUAUGCCCAGGGAGUCGAGAAAAUUUUCCCGGCCGGAACGGGAAUCGAACCCGCCGUCUCCGGAUUGGCGAUCCAUAGCCUUAACCACUAGGCUAACUGGA